Molecule: messenger RNA, 652 nt
Organism: Bicyclus anynana (squinting bush brown)
Lineage: Eukaryota; Metazoa; Arthropoda; Insecta; Lepidoptera; Nymphalidae
Gene: Alg13
Product: UDP-N-acetylglucosamine transferase subunit ALG13 homolog
Exons: 1
Coding region: 105-620 (171 amino acids)
Biological process (GO): dolichol-linked oligosaccharide biosynthetic process
Molecular function (GO): hexosyltransferase activity
Source: RefSeq, a predicted model, not a curated record
UUAUUUACAUUUCGUUUAGUUUCGUAGUUUUCACGGUUUUACCUAUUUUUUGCAUCUAAGGGAUUUUAUAAUUUAUGGGAAAAUCAUAAUUAUUAUUCAUCGAAAUGCAUACACAAUACAAAAAAUGUUUUAUAACAGUAGGUACUACACGUUUCGACCUACUAUGCCAAAGUAUUCAGCAACCUGCAGUGCUUCGCGCUUUGAAUAAGCUUGGAUAUAGAGAAAUAACUUUUCAAAUAGGCAACAGUGAUUGUGAGCCAGGCCACUAUGAGAAGGAAGGUGUUAAAAUUGAGAUGUACCGGUUCAAAGAUUCUUUGAAAGAAGACAUGAGAAGUGCUGAUUUAGUAAUUAGUCACGCUGGUGCAGGCAGUUGUUUAGAGGCUUUGGGUGAAAACAAACCUUUACUUGUCGUUAUUAACGAGGAUUUAAUGGAUAACCAUCAAAUGGAACUAGCAGAACAGUUGCACAUGUCAGGGAAUCUCUAUUAUUGCACUUGCGAUACAUUGAACACAUUGGAAACUGUGGAUUUUAGUUGGUUGUCACCUCUGGCCAAACCUACGCCGAAUAAUUUUGUUAAAUAUCUAGAUAGUGUAUUUACUGUUAAAAAUCUAUCCAAAUAAAUGCAAAUUUCAUGUUUAGUAGCUUAAAAUUA